This is a messenger RNA of Chenopodium quinoa (quinoa), 1503 nucleotides long. Its product is annotated as protochlorophyllide reductase-like. The transcript has 5 exons. The coding region runs from base 101 to 1288 and encodes 395 amino acids. The record is from RefSeq and is a predicted model, not a curated record. NCBI's taxonomy places the organism in Eukaryota, Viridiplantae, Streptophyta, Magnoliopsida, Caryophyllales, Amaranthaceae. Gene Ontology annotation, molecular function: protochlorophyllide reductase activity.
AAAAAACACCCGCAAUUCAUUCUAACAUUUUCUCAUUUAAUCGUCCCAAAAAUAAGUUUAAAUCAUCGUUGUUAAAGUUAAUUUAAAUAAACUUGUUACAAUGGCGCUACAGGCUGCAUCUUUGGUACCCUCUUCUGUCUCAUUUCAUAAAGAAGGUAAAUGCAUUGGUUUUAAAGAGACAUCCUUUUUUGGAGUUUCAUUCUCUGAUCAUUUGAAAGCUGAAUUUUAUGCUCCGUCAUUGAGGAUUAAGCAAGAAUUGAGAAAUGGAAUGAUUAAAGCUCAAACAGUGACAGCAUCACCAUCAGUCGACCAAGCUACCCUUGAAGGAAAGAAGACACUAAGAAAGGGAAAUGUAGUUAUUACAGGAGCCUCAUCUGGGCUGGGCUUAGCCACGGCCAAGGCCCUCUCAACGAUGGGAAAUUGGCAUGUAACCAUGGCCUGUAGAGAUUUCCUCAAAGCAGAGAAAGCAGCCAUUAGAGUAGGUAUGCCCAAAGGAAGCUACUCUGUCAUGCACCUUGACCUUGCCUCCCUCGAAAGCAUACGCCAAUUUGUAGAUAACUUUCGCCGUUCUGGUAAACCUCUUGAUGUUUUGGUUUGCAAUGCGGCUGUGUAUUUGCCUACGGAUAAAGAGCCUACCUUUACUGCUGAUGGCUUUGAGCUUAGUGUUGGGACCAACCACCUUGGGCAUUUUCUUUUAUCAAGGUUGCUCAUUGAUGACCUGAAGCAGUCUGACUAUCCAUCAAAGCGUCUUAUCAUUGUUGGCUCUAUCACAGGGAACUCAAAUACAGUAGCUGGGAAUGUUCCUCCAAAGGCAAACCUUGGAGAUCUGAGGGGACUUGCCGGAGGGCUGAAUGGGGUAAACACCUCAUCAAUGAUUGAUGGAGGUGAAUUUGAUGGUGCUAAGGCCUACAAAGACAGCAAAGUUUGCAACAUGCUCACUAUGCAAGAGUUCCACAGGCGGUUCCAUGAAGAAACUGGAAUUACUUUUGCAUCACUCUACCCUGGAUGUAUUGCUGAGACUGGUCUGUUCAGGAAUCAUGUUGCGUUGUUCAGAACUCUUUUCCCACCCUUCCAGAAAUACAUUACAAAAGGUUAUGUUUCUGAGGAGGAGGCUGGAAAUAGGCUUGCACAGGUGGUCAGUGAUCCGAGUUUGACGAAAUCAGGGGUUUACUGGAGCUGGAACAAGAAUUCAAAAUCUUUUGAAAAUGAGCUGUCAAAGGAAGCUAGUGAUGAAGAGAAAGCAAAAAAAUUGUGGGAGGUUAGCGAAAAACUUGUUGGAUUGGCUUAGGAAUGUUUUAUAUAUUACUGCAUCCAGCAGCCAAGUAUCCAACAGUUAUGUUUUCAAUAGAGUGAUAGGAUAAGUAGUGCAAAGGUAAUGUAGAAUUGAAGGAAACAGUGCAGUGUAUAAAUCAGAAAAUAUAUCAUUCUAUGCUUCGCAUGAUUGCAUUCAUCUUGUAUCUCAUCCUGGGUGGUAUUGUUAUUUCUGAUUUCUAUAUUGGUUAA